AUGAAAGGUUUGGCAGAUACGGCAGAGUGGGGUGUGGGGCAUCCCCAGAAGAGGAGGUGGCCUGAGCACGGGCUUGGAAGUGGGAAAGAAGAGACACGGGAUAAACCCAGAGCAGCUGAAAUGAGGCUCCAACUGGCCAAGGAAAGAUAUCUUGGGACAGUAAGCAUAGACACCUCCAGCUUGAGAAGGGCAGAUCCGAAAGGCCGGAGUGCACUGUUGGCUGAUAUCCAGCAAGGAACUCGCCUGCGCAAAGUCACGCAGAUCAACGACCGCAGUGCCCCGCAGAUCGAGAAUUCUAAAGGAACCAACAAAGAAGGAGGAGGUUCUGCAAACACACGAGGCGCGAGCACACCUCCCACCCUGGGAGAUCUGUUUGCUGGUGGCUUUCCUGUACUGCGACCAGCAGGCCAGCGGGAUGUAGCAGGUGGCAAGACAGGGCAGGGUCCUGGCUCCCGCGCGCCCUCUCCCAGGCUUCCCAACAAAACCAUCAGCGGCCCGCUUAUCCCGCCUGCCUCUCCCAGGCUAGGCAAUACCUCCGAGGCGCAUGGCGCUGCCAGGACAGCCCCACCUCGCCCUAACGUGCCUGCCCCGCCCCCUCCCACCCCACCCCCUCCGCCUCCACCCUUGCCCCCGCCCCUUCCCUCUUCCUCCCCCAUCAAAACUCCGCUUGUGUCCCCACCUGGCCCACUGACCAAAGGGAACCUCCCUGUGGUUGCACCCCCUGUCCCCUGUGCGCCACCACCUCCACCUCCGCCACCUCCCCCAACGCCACCCCCGCUGCCCCCGGCCUCGGUUCUUAGUGAUAAGGCAGUGAAGCCUCAGCUAGCUCCCUUGCACCUCCCGCCCAUCCCGCCCCCGCUCCCUCUCCUCCCACCCUGUGGGUAUCCCGGGCUCAAAGCGGAGCCCGUCAGCCCUGCGCAAGAAGUGCAGGAGCCUCCCGCCCCGCCGCCCCCGCCGCCUCCGCUCCCCACUUAUGCUUCGUGCUCCCCGAGGGCUUCUUUGCCCGCGCCCCCUUUGCCAGGAGCUAAUAACAGCAGUGAAACCCCACCCCCGCUACCCCCUAAAUCCCCCAGCUUCCAGGCCCCACCGCAGAAGGCCAGUGCGCAGGCCUUGCCCGCCCCUCCUGCCCCUCCGGGCUCCCAGCCGUUCCUGCAGAAGAAGAGGCAUGGCCGACCAGGGGCCGGUGGGGGAAAGCUAAAUCCACCUCCAGCACCCCCUGCGAGAUCACCCACCACAGAGCUUUCAAGCAAGAGCCAGCAGGCCACAGCCUGGACCCCAACACAGCAGCCUGGAGGUCAGCUGCGAAAUGGAAGCCUGCACAUCAUUGAUGACUUUGAGUCUAAAUUCACGUUCCAUUCUGUGGAAGACUUUCCCCCUCCGGAUGAAUAUAAACCAUGCCAGAAGAUUUACCCCAGCAAGAUCCCCAGAAGCCGUACACCUGGUCCCUGGCUCCAAGCGGAGGCAGUUGGGCAGAGCUCUGAUGACAUCAAAGGCAGAAAUUCUCAGGGAAAGCCAUUUGGUGGACCUUUUUUCAAGCCAGAAUGAAACACUCAACAUUUCAAAAUCUGAAGUGUGACAAAAGGGGGCUUCCCUGGAAUCACCACUACAUAUAGAAGCAAGUUUAGCAACUCUGACAUUCUUCAACAGUCAUGCCAAUCACUUUCCAUUCUUCCUUGGUUAUGAUGGCCUGUGAGAAAAACUGAGUAACAUGUAUAAAACAUAAUUCAGUAUUCUCUCUCAUCUAUAGAAUACAUGGUUUCUUUUAGCACACUUGGAGAUUUUUUUUUUCCCCACCAAUGUUAUAAUUGAUUUUGGCCAAAUUUAGUCACAAUUCAAGUACUAGUACCUACAAGAAAUGAACAGAACUAGACGGGAAGCCAGACAGCUGCUUUUGUGAUAAGACAGUCCUUGAAGAAACACCUUUAGUCUCACCCAGGGCAUCUUGAACAGAAGUAUUUCCUAACCUGGACACAACGUUUCCCUGCACGUGACAGGGUCUCAUCUCUAAAAGCCCUUUGUUUCUUUGAAAACAUGUAUUCAGUCGAACAAUAGUCUCCCCAUUUCUGAAUAGUAUGUGACAGACUACAAAGUCACUUGCAGUUAAACCAGGCAAUUCUGCAACUGUGUGGAACAUCAAGGAAAGUGACCUGAGAAGUAAGAGGCUAGGUUCCUGGAAGCUAGGAUGAGUUCCUCAGAGGAAAAAGUACAUCCCCUAGCAGAUAAGCAUCCCCCUUUUCUAACCACAGCUGAUGCAAGAAUUGCAGUAAUGAUUCUUAGAUGAUCACAGGUUCAAAACUGUGUGUAUGAUUGUAGUUAAGAAAGAAGUGUAUAUACAUAGGAAAAAAGACAGGAAGAAUAUACACAAUAUUGUUAACAGGUAGAGAGAAUUCUGAGAAGAUGGCAGAGGAGAAAGCACCAGGAAUCUGUGGACAACAAUUGCAUUGGCAGAAUCUGUCUGAUGUAAUUUGUCUGAUGUAUUUUGGAACUCUGGGAUUCAUUAAAGGCUUGCAACUUCCAGGGGAAAGCUUGGACAGUAAAUUGUGCUCUUAGUACAAUAGUAACUACUCAUCCUCCACCUCCCACCCCAUGGCAGGCAACUGGGCACGUGUUCCUGGAGCAGCUUGCACACAGCUUGCAGGAGCCAAGGUGGGCACAAAAAAAAAAACAAACCCUGUCCUCCAGAUACUGGGGAAUCUGUUCUCUGAUUGCUUAUUGCUGCUUCUGAUCACAGAGGUACAAAUAAAGAGAUGGGCAGCCA
This is a messenger RNA of Nomascus leucogenys (northern white-cheeked gibbon), 2758 nucleotides long. It is a transcript of the gene WIPF3, whose product is annotated as WAS/WASL interacting protein family member 3. Gene Ontology annotation, molecular function: alpha-tubulin binding; actin binding; gamma-tubulin binding. Lineage: Eukaryota; Metazoa; Chordata; Mammalia; Primates; Hylobatidae. Gene Ontology annotation, cellular component: early endosome; WASH complex; recycling endosome. Gene Ontology annotation, biological process: endocytic recycling; Arp2/3 complex-mediated actin nucleation; exocytosis. The record is from RefSeq and is a predicted model, not a curated record.